Lingula anatina is the source of this 2876-nucleotide messenger RNA. Its product is annotated as MOB kinase activator 3B. Lineage: Eukaryota; Metazoa; Brachiopoda; Lingulata; Lingulida; Lingulidae. The record is from RefSeq and is a predicted model, not a curated record.
GCUUUAGUUCAGUGACAAGCUGGAGUGAGACUGGGCACCAAGGAAGUUGUCAAGCGAAUUUUAUCAAAACGUUGAACACGAUUCUCACAUAGAAUUAAGAGUUUUAUCCCAAGGAUUAUAAUUCGAUUAUAUCAUGGACAAUGGGAGAGCCUAGACACCAAUCUAAAAUGGCGAUGAAUCUUGCUUCAUUCUUUCAAAGGGACAAGACAUUCAAACCAAAGAAAAAAUUUGAACCUGGCACCCUCCGUUACAACCUCCACAAGCAUGCAAAUGCCUCUCUACAUGCAGGAAUAGACUUAAAACAUGUGGUCAAACUUCCACCUGAUGAAGAUCUCAAUGACUGGAUAGCUGUGCAUGUGGUGGAUUUCUUCAAUAGAAUUAACUUGAUUUAUGGGACAGUAUGCGAGUUUUGUACAGAACAGAGCUGCCCUACCAUGUCUGGGGGACCCAAAUAUGAGUACCACUGGUGUGAUGGUUCACAAUACAAGAAGCCCACAGCCCUACCAGCCCCUGUCUAUAUAGCCUUACUUAUGGACUGGGUAGAGGCACAGAUUAACAAUGAAAACAUAUUCCCGGUCAAAGUUGGUACUUCAUUUCCUAAAAAUUACAUGUCGGUCUGUAAGAAGAUGCUGACCAGACUUUUUCGAGUAUUUGUCCAUGUUUACAUUCACCACUUUGACAAACUAUUGGCCAUUGGUGCAGAAGCUCAUGUGAACACUUGCUACAAACACUUCUACUACUUUGUUACUGAAUACAACCUGGUGGAGAAAAAGGAGUUAGAACCACUUAAAGAGAUGACUGAACGUCUAUGUCAUUGAUUGUGAAACUUUGCAACAAGCAACUUGGAGAUAAAAACCACACUCAGCUUGCAGUGUCUCAGUUUGUCAGAGACGUAUCCUGGUGCUCAUCAUCUGUAUGGAUAUUUUAGAAAGGUGUCAUGUUCCUUGACUGAGACCGCUCUUUUAAAUCAUGUUUAUGGAGAGAUGCUGUGUUAUUUUUCAUAUAUCUGGCAUGGUGAUUUGUAUAGUGUACUGUACUUUGAUGCAAGCACAUUUUACUGCAGGAAUUGAUGCACUGAAUAAAUAUUCAAGGAUCUUGAACUAGGGAAGAUCGGGAAGCCAUUUGUUGGGGAAUGAUUUCAGAAGAAAAAAUAACACUUAUAUUGCAUGAGCAGUGUUUUUUAUUUGCUUGUUAGUGUAAUUGUCCAUCAUACUUUGAGUAUUAAGGCAAGCACGCAGACAUUACAACCAGUUAUAUCUGCAACAGUGGGCACUGACUUUUUUAAGUAAAAUGCCUGUGCUGUAAGAAAUGUUUCUGUGGCACAUGUUGGUUUAUAUGAUAUUAAUUUUAUAGUGUUAUUUAAUGUAAAUGAAAAGAAUAGGUACUUAUUAGGGCAUAUAUAAGUUGAAGUUGGCAUAUAAGAUGGGAAAUUAUGAUAUCCUUAUAUCUGUAUCACGAAAGACUUAUGUAUAUAGACCCUUUAGUUUCACUGUAAAGGUGAACAAUUGAAGAUAGAAAAUUUAAGUCAACCUUUUAUGAAAAGCUGACUUCUUUUUAUUUGUAAGGAAAUGUCUGCAAUGACAGGAGCUCAUUUUCACCUGUAAUUUCAAAUCAAGAGUGACUUCAUUUCUCUUAGCUGAUUUAGUAGAUCUACCAGGGGCAAGCAUAAUAUCUAUUAUUAUCUAUUCAAGUUGUCUGAAGUCAGAUACCUUGCUUGAAAUGGCAUGUUAAUUUCAGUUUUGGUGACUGGUCCUAGAGAGUUGAAACCAACAACCUGUUUUUGUUCUCAUUUACUAUACACGUUUUUUGUUCUUUAAAUCAUACUGUCUUUAAGGAAAAGGAUUUGUUGAUUAAUCAGCAUAUAACUAGUCAGCAGGUUUGUAAAAUCAGUUUUUGUAAACACAAAGAUUCUGUGCUAGUCUUUAUACCACAUUAUAUACAUUGGCAUAUUUCUACAGUGAUGAUUACUGAAAAAUUGAAAGGAUGUAGUUCCUUGCUUUUGUGCCCUCAUGAUGCAAAAUUUCGUAAAAACAAAUUUCGAUCUCUUGAUUUACUGAGAGUCAAGAACAAUGUGGAAAUAUCAUCUUGGGUAUGAAGUUGAAAGGAAUUAUAGCCCUAAUAGUGAUACUUUGUUUUGUUGAUUUAAAAAAUGGGUUGUGUGAAUGUUAAACUUUUUCUUAUGAACUCUACAUUUUUAUGCUGGCAGUGAAGCAUUCCACGUAUUGUAUAACAUUGCUCAAAGUGUUGUCACUGUUGUGUUCGUGUAGCACCUUUGGGCACAAGUUAUCACUAGCAGCUUACAGAUAUCCAAGGAUUGGAUAGUGCAACUCUCACAGUGUGUAUAACUGCUUACAUUUUGGAUUGAAAACAAAUGGUUUGUUAUACAAUAUGCUUGCACUAUACUUUGCUGAGAUGUUUAUUACUUUCUGGGUUCUGGUAGGCACUUUUGUGUACAGGUCACUUUGUCAUGACACACAAUCCAUAGCAAAAUCAUACAGUAUUCAUUACCAGAUGAACUGCACUUGAGCAGCAAUUUCUAUUAUUUCUUUCAUAUUAUGUUAAAUGGCAAAGUUCGGGAGUGGUGGUUGUUUAUUUGAAGACUGGGUAGUACAGAUUUUUACAUUAAGAGCCAUAGAUAAGAAUUUGAAGUUAUAAGUAUAUGUAGGUAGCUGCUUACUGGUAUAUACCUAUAAUGUGGAUGUAAUGUCAGCAUUGUAAAGCCUCCAUUGUUGCCAAACUGUUAUAUGAUUUCUAAAUUGUUAGUAUGUAGAUGGGAGCAUAAAAGAAGUAUAAUCAUGUAUUAUGUUUAUGGAUGUAUUAUGUAUACACAUAUAAAUUGUCUGGAUGUUAAAUCAAGAAAUAAAUUAGUUACAUAA